Acanthopagrus latus (yellowfin seabream) is the source of this 2401-nucleotide messenger RNA. RefSeq names its product neurexophilin 1 (gene nxph1). Bases 424 to 1233 code for a protein of 269 amino acids. Lineage: Eukaryota; Metazoa; Chordata; Actinopteri; Spariformes; Sparidae. Gene Ontology annotation, molecular function: signaling receptor binding. The record is from RefSeq and is a predicted model, not a curated record. The transcript is spliced from 2 exons.
CGCCGUUCCCUUCAGAUCUGAGCGCUCCCACCGCUGCGCGCACCAGCUAUCAGACAAUCAGGACGUGAACCUGCUCACAGCUAUGACCCCGCUGCUCUCUCUACCUGGAUUAACUCUCAAGUAGGCCUGUUCGUCGCCCCUCCACCCCCCCCACCCCCUCUGGCAUCAUCACUCCACAGCAGCAGCAGCAGCAGCACCAGCAGCAGCAGCAGCAGCAGUAGCCUCCUCGCCGGCUCCUCCGUCCUGCGCCCCAGCCUCCCAACUCUCAGCUUUGUUCUGCGGCCAUGGGGUGCGUUGUGUCCUUUUUGCCUGGGCUGCUGAGGGGCUCGACCGUGCUGUGAAGCGGAUAGCAGGUGGAUUUAUGGUCCGCAAAACUGCGACUGCCAGCCGAGGGAAAUUAGUGGAACUUUGAGCUCCUGGAGGAUGCAGGUGACGUGCUGGUGCGCCGUGUUCCUCCUGACGCCCGCACUUUGUCUGGUAACAAGUGCCCACGCCUCAAAGUCAGAUAUUGUCAAGUCAGGAAGCCCCAAAUCCACACUAAAGCAUAUAUGGACAGAAAGCAGUAAGGAUAUGUCCAUCAGUAGGCUGCUGUCACAAACUCUACAUGGCAAAGAGAACAGCACAGCCUUGGACCUUCGCUAUGAUACUCCGGAACCCUAUUCUGAGCAGGACCUGUGGGACUGGCUGAGGAACUCCACAGACUUGCAGGACUCACGGCCGCGGGCCAAACGGCGGCCAAUGGUCAAGACGGGAAAGUUCAAGAAGAUGUUUGGCUGGGGGGACUUCCACUCUAACAUCAAGACAGUCAAACUCAACCUACUGAUCACUGGUAAGAUUGUGGAUCAUGGCAACGGCACCUUCAGUGUCUACUUCCGGCAUAACUCGACAGGCCAGGGCAACGUCUCUGUCAGCUUAGUACCUCCGACCAAGAUAGUGGAGUUUGAUGUGGCAGCGCAGCAGUCCGUUAUCGAUGCCAAGGACUCUAAGUCCUUUAACUGCCGCAUAGAAUAUGAGAAGGUGGAGAAGGGUGCCAAGAACACGCUCUGCAACUUUGACCCAUCCAAGACCUGCUACCAGGAGCAGACUCAGAGCCAUGUCUCCUGGCUCUGCUCCAAACCUUUCAAAGUCAUCUGCAUCUUCAUUUCCUUCUACAGCACCGACUACAAACUGGUGCAGAAAGUGUGCCCUGACUACAACUACCACAGUGACACUCCCUACUUCCCUUCUGGCUGACGUUCCAGUACACUCACAUACAAAAAAACGGAUGUGUGGAGCACAGACUCGGGCUUCUACCCAUACCAGAGAAAUGUGAAUGUUAGCUGUACUGUCCCUAAAAAUGUCCAUAACAGAGUGUCAACCAUCCCAAUUUAUUUCACAAUUCAAUGUUCUGAAAUCUGCAAAGAGAGCAGUUACUUGCUGCUAAAUGGUGGUAUUUAGGGCUGUUAUAUGCUUAGAAAUUACCUAUAAAAAUAAUGUUAUUUAUCAGUUAGGAUUAGGUUAUUUUAUCUGAAUUAUGUUUUGCCCUUAUUGCUCCUGUUGGGAUUAUCAUUGUUGCCCUUUGUUGUUUGUUUCAUGUUUAGUUCACACUUCGUUUCAAACUAGAUGUUGUUUGCUCUUUGUUCACAUUUUAUUUGUAAAACUUUGCCUCUUAGAGCAUAUGAACCCUUUGGACUACAACAUAUGGACUGGCUGACCCUGCUGUGCUAUUUAUGCUCUGCAGUUUAUCUUGCAUAACUGGAAAUCAAAAUUAACUCCUCAUUUCAAAAGAAUUUAAAAAAGAAAUCUCAGACUUUUUUUUACUAAACCCGCAAGGCAGCUGAAGAGGACAGUGAAGAUCCCUAUGAAAAAUGUAACUAUGUGGGGAGGAGCUGGAACUGAGCCGGCUUCUCCCUCGGGCAAGUCAGUCAGAAGAGAAAAAAUGUUCACAUGGUCAGAUACUGUAACACUGUCACUCUUCAGCUGUCAUCAGAGUGUUCCUGCUAGUGCAGCUAGAUGUUGAGAUUGUUGGGUAAUCAGUUCAUUCUCGGCUGACUUAUGAUCUGAUUACCAUACUGAUUGAUCAGUUGGCCGUUCGUUGGGGGAUGGGGCUUGCUCAUUGUCACUUAAUAUAUCAAAUGUAAUGUAUUGAAUUAUAUAUCUUAGAGCCUAAUUUGUAUGAAUGGUUUGUAUUGUACAUAGUUUAUCCGAAUUGCGCUGCUUCUGUACAUUCCCUCCAAGAGCUGUGUGUUUACCCUCUAACCGCUAAAUCAUCUUGUUCUCUCCAUUUAUGCUUGUUCUUGGUUCCUCUAACAAAGAAAAAGAUGUUGCUGCCCUAGGUGUGAAUUUCAUGAAAACAGCAAUCCUGUACAGAAGCUGUAAAACUGACUAAAUAUAUUAAAAGUACUAAUUGAAAGUUUCUUUA